This is a messenger RNA of Python bivittatus (Burmese python), 1697 nucleotides long. RefSeq names its product HAUS augmin like complex subunit 1 (gene HAUS1). Gene Ontology annotation, biological process: spindle assembly; centrosome cycle. The record is from RefSeq and is a predicted model, not a curated record. NCBI's taxonomy places the organism in Eukaryota, Metazoa, Chordata, Lepidosauria, Squamata, Pythonidae. Gene Ontology annotation, cellular component: cytosol; HAUS complex.
GACCGAGAAGGGGAGCGCGAAGUUUGCAAGGCGAGCGAAGCGAACGAGAAUGGAGGAGAAGCUGAGGAGGGUCUCUUCGUGGCUGAAGAACAGUCUCGGGGACCAGCCGAUCCCUCCCUACGAAGCGGACGCACGGACGGUGGAUAUUUUGUACGAGCUGGCAGAACGCAGCGAGUCCAGAGAUGGAGAUGUCAGCUUGUUAAUUGAAGACAUGAAGCAGAAAGCGGCAGAGUACGAGUCAGACGGCCUCUUCCUGCAGGAACUUUUAAUGGAGAGUCUGCAUCUUUCCCUCAACAGCCUGUCUAAAGCCAGUACGAGCUACCUGAAUAACCUGGUGGAUAUUGCCUUGGCUCUGGAAACAAAGGACACUUCUCUUGCAAGUUUUAUUCCUGCCAUAAACGACUUGACUUCCCAUCUGUAUGCGGCAGAAUCCAAAAACAAAGAUCUAGAACUCGAGUUGAACAACCUGAGGAGAAAACUCACAUCAGCACUUGUGCUGGAAAAACGCCUUCAGGAUGACGUUAUGAAAACAGAAGAUCUUCUGAUAGUGGAAAGAGCAAAAGCCGAUAGCCGGACCCAGAAUAUGAAGUUCCUAAAGGAAAAAUCAGAAGAUAUCAAAUUCAGAAUCAAGUCCGCUGAGGAACAGCUUUCUGCCAGCGGGCUGGAUGCUUCCCUGACGCAUGAGUCACUAGUGACUCUGUCAGAGAAACUGGCAGAGUUGAAAAAGCAGGCAGUUCCUUUAAAGAAGAAACUGGAGUCUUACCUGGACCUUACCCCGAGCCCUUCGCUUGCUCGAGUGAAGAUUGAAGAAGCAAAGAGGGAGCUGGAAGCACUCGAGGCUGAGUUCUCAACAAAGGUGGAUAUGACAGCACUUUCAGUAACUUUACCUACCAAACGACCAUUUGUGUAAUCACUCUGAUGUAUGAAGAAAGGGAACCAUUGUGGAUGUUGUGAAAGCUGGUUUAUCUCUUCCCUUAACAGAACAUACCCUAUUGUAUAUAAAUUCAUUUUUCUCCUGGGAAUAAGUUAUUCAGUCUUUCUGAAUAAAAUUUUUAACAUAAGCAUUUGUACGAGCAAUUGAGUUAGGCCAUUGCCCUCAACAUUGUGUGUCUAUUAAAUGUUGUUAUAUCUAACUCGUUCGCAGAAGAAUAACUAUACAUACCUCAUUACUGACAAUAAAGUGUAAUGUUGGAAUUAAUCAUAAUAAAAACAUUGAAGGGAGGGGAAUAGUCUGGAAAAGUCUAGAAUAAACAGAGCAUCUUCCACACAUAUAACCAUAUUGCAUGAAAAUCUUCCUUGUUCUUUACUCAACUCUUCCUACCACAGUUGAGGUCAUUGCUGCAGAUAGAUAGAUAGAUAGAUAGAUAGAUAGAUAGAUAGAUAGAUAGAUAGAUAGAUAGAUAGAUAGAUAGAUAGAGUUCUUGCAGGUGAUCCUUUUAGCUAGCUCCCAUACUGAACAAUUCAAAAUCCUUGAUCUUGACAGAUUCCAAAUGCUAGAUGUGGCCAAGAAGAAUGUAGGGAUCUUUAAGACAUGGUGAUCAAUCCAGAACCUAUCAGGUAAUGCUGUAUUGAAGUUCCUGAAUUAAAGAUCUCAUGGCAUGACAAUGCCCACUGCUGUUCAUGGAACUCUCAGAAGUCAGAGAUUAAUGUUUUUGUUCUACACAUAGUCCUCAUUUAGCGACUGCCUCUUACAGCAA